This is a messenger RNA of Cucurbita pepo subsp. pepo (vegetable marrow), 1237 nucleotides long. The record is from RefSeq and is a predicted model, not a curated record. NCBI's taxonomy places the organism in Eukaryota, Viridiplantae, Streptophyta, Magnoliopsida, Cucurbitales, Cucurbitaceae.
ACAGAGCUUUUUAAGUUCACAAAUUACACAUUUCUUGUCAAAACAGAGUGAGGAAUUUUUUUGGGUUCUGUUCAUCCGCCGCUUAUUUCUCGUUUCCAUGGAUUCCACCGAAAUUGCCCACAACUUUUCCCCUUUGUUUAUCGUUUACAAAGACGGUACCGUCCACAGGUUACUCGGCAACGAUGCAAUACCUCCUUCUCCGGAUCCCGUUACCGGCGUCGAUUCCAAAGACGUCGUCAUCUCCCCGGAAACCGCUGUCUCUGUUCGGAUUUACAGGCCCAAACCCGCCACCGCCACCGCACAACCCCAGAAGCUUCCUGUUCUCGUUUACGUCCACGGCGGUGGCUUCUGCAUCGAAUCGGCAUUCUCCCCUUUCUACGACCGCCACGUCAAGUCCUUAGUUGCUGAAGCCAACGUUGUCGCCGUCUCUGUCGACUACCGUCUUGCUCCGGAGCACCCUCUUCCGAUUGCUUAUGAAGAUUCAUGGGCCGCUCUGAAAUGGGUCGCUGCCCAUUCCGACGGAAAUGGGCCGGAGGAGUGGCUGAAUGGAAUCGUGGAUUUGGAUCGGGUUUAUUUUGCUGGAGAUAGCGCCGGAGCUAACAUUGUUCAUCACUUGGCGGUUCGGGUCGGGUCGGAGGGGAUAGGCGGGUUGAAUCUGAAGGGAUUGAUUUUGGUUCAUCCUUAUUUCUGGGGAGGGAAAUUGGUCGGAGAUGAAGAGAAGCUGAGAGCAGAGGAAAGACACUUUAUGGAGAAAUUGUGGUAUGUGACUUGCCCUACAAUUAGCGGGUUAGAUGACCCGAUUGUGAACCCGGAAUAUGACCCGAAAUUGGGACAGCUGGCGGCGGAGAGAGUGGUGGUUUAUGUGGCGGAGAAGGAUGCUCUGAAGAACAGAGGAUGGUUUUACAGCGAGUGUUUGAAGAAAUCGGGAUGGGGUGGCACCGUCGAGGUCGUGGAGACAAAGGGCGAAGGCCACGUGUUUCAUUUGUUCAACCCCACUACCGACGUGGCACUGGAUUUCGUCAGAAAGCUUGCUGCCUUCAUCAAUGGCAAUGGCGGCCGCCGUGAGUGAUCUCAGAAAAUGAAAUAAAUCCCCUUCCCCCCACCACCCCUCACGGCCCUCUUCGACGGCGCCGGCCACUGGCGGCGGAAUUUUAGGCCGUUUUAAAUUUCCUGUUCUAUUUACAUUGUAUUGUACUUUGGAGGGGAAAUAAAUAAAGGGAUUUAAGGUCAAAUCAAA